AUGGCGCCGGCGAGGGCUAGUUCGUCGGAGUACGACUACGUCAUGAAAAUCCUUCUGAUCGGCGAUUCCGGCGUGGGAAACAGUAGCCUCCUCGAAAGUUUCUCAGGCGGUGAUUCCUCUUCCUCCUCCUGCACAAGUUUCAUCACAACCAUUGGAAUCGAUUUCAAGACCCGAACCGUCGAGCUCGACGGGAGACGAGUUAACCUAAAAAUAUGGGACAUAGCUGGUCAAGAAAGGUUCAGAACAAUCACUUCCGCGAGCUAUUACCGCGGAGCCAUGGGGAUUGUGUUCGUUUACGACGUCACGGAUGAAUCGUCUUUCGAUGACAUUAGGCACUGGAUCCGCAACAUUGAUGAGCAGCAUGCUUCUUCGGACAAGGUGUGUAAGAUUUUGGUCGGGAAUAAGGCGGACGUGGACGAAACCAAAAGGGUUGUCUCGACGGCUCAAGGUCAAGCUCUUGCGGAUCAGUACGGUAUCGAAUUCUUCGAGACGAGCACAAAAACAAAUGCCAAUGUGGAACAAGUAUUCUUUUCAAUAGCCAGGGAUAUUAAGCGAAGGCUCCACUCAGAAGCAAUGUCUAAGACGGAGCCUUCAACAACAAAAUUUAAUCAACAACCGAAUCGCGAUGUUGGCCAAGGUGAAAAGGCUGAGGAAUACUUAUUGGGGGACGUCGCUUACGUCCCUAACGUAAUAUUUCUCGAACUCAGUUUUGUUGGAUACACAUUGAUUGAGGAUAUUGAAAGAAAAAUGUUAAGGCGAAGGUGA
Messenger RNA from Oldenlandia corymbosa var. corymbosa, 765 nucleotides. Lineage: Eukaryota; Viridiplantae; Streptophyta; Magnoliopsida; Gentianales; Rubiaceae. The record is from the annotation of a GenBank genome assembly.